CCGAGGUAGGUAUAUAACGGGAGCGCGAGGCGCAGAUGUCACUGCAGAUCUCCACAACCUCUGCGCCGACCAUGAAGUGCAUCCUGGUACUGCUGGCGCUCGCCGUCCUGCUCUCCGCGGCGGCGGCUGCGCCCGACCACGAGCCGGGUCACGUGGCGAAGGGCACGCAGCUCGACCAACAGCGACACGCCGCGGACUGCAAGGGCCACGCCCACCAGCACGACCACGCCCACUCGCACGACCACGCCCACCAAGACUAGGCCCAGCUGCUGGAACUCGACCACGUCUUUCAUACUGUCAUACUCUCAGUGAUAUUGCCUGUAUCCUUGACUAUUUUAUAUAAAUAUAAAUGUGUCUUUAAAUAAA
Bacillus rossius redtenbacheri is the source of this 366-nucleotide messenger RNA. RefSeq names its product zinc import ATP-binding protein ZnuC-like. The transcript has 2 exons. Bases 36 to 260 code for a protein of 74 amino acids. Lineage: Eukaryota; Metazoa; Arthropoda; Insecta; Phasmatodea; Bacillidae. The record is from RefSeq and is a predicted model, not a curated record.